ACGCCGGACGUCGCCGUCUCGCGACGUCUGUAACGGAACCAGUGGUGAAAAUUCGGCCGGUAUUCGGUUUUCCUUGCCCCGAACUAAGUCAAAAUUCGUUAAUGAAAAGUUUUAAAGUAGUUUUCGGUUGAUAAAUAAACAUUUCUUGAAUUAUUUGAUCGCGUGCGUUGGUGGGUGAAGUUUUGACAACAUUCAGUGACUAGUUUUUGAUAAAUAUUAUUGUUAAAUGGUUUAAGAAACUUUGAUUGGUGAUGCUACAGAGUUUAAGAAGGAAUGAAUGCUGACAAUUCAGAUUUGACAGAAAUACAUUCAAAAAGAGUGAAGACCGCUACAUUAUUUAUCUGUAUUAAGACGCCAUUUUUAUGCCACAUCACGAAUUUGGAGCUGUUGAAUGAACUUGAAUCAAUGAAUGGACAUUUAAAAGUUUGAUCAGUGGUGUAGAUAUUUUUGACCAGUUGGCUGGCGUUAUUGGGCCUAAUGGAAAGUCCUGUUGAAAAUGAGCAACUACAGAAAUUAUUAUGAUUCUUCAUAUGGAAAGUCAAGACCAGAUUCAGUUUCCAAGAACUUAUCAGACACCAGAUCUACCCCAUCUCGAAUUGCUCAAAGGUAUGGAGGAGGUUACACAAGUUCUUUAUCGACAUCUAGAGAUACAGGCAGAGGACUUAAAACUGAUCCUCAUCCACCAGUCUCCUACAAAUCUCCAUUGUCUCGAUCUGGAACACGUUCCAGAGACCCAAGUCCGUCCCUGGAAAAAGUGGAAAGAACAACGCCAUCGACUAGCUCAAGUUACUUGAACCCAAACAGACUGUACCCCAGACAGUACACUAGAUCCAGUACUAGCAGAGAGAGUACGGUAUCUCCUACAGGAAGUGUGAGCAAUUUACCAAGACUAGGAAAACGAGAUGAUAGUACAAAUAUAGUUUCAAAGUAUGGAGGUAGAACACCAUUAUCAAAAGACUCCUCAAGUCGAAGUUCUAGCGUGUCUAAAGAAGAAAGUAUUUCGUCAAAGUACAAAAGUUCCAGGGAAGAUUUGUCAUCAGGGUCACAGAAAUAUCUGAAUAGUAGGUUUCUGCCUAAAAAUUCGGUAGAAAGGAGUUAUACAGCAUAUACUAGACCUUCAACGGUUAGGACACAUGAAGUUUCGAGAAAAAAUAAAGAGUUACUUAGUGUUUUACACGCCCAACAAGAACAAGAGAAAAUGUCCAGUAGACCAGCAAGCAGAUGUUCAUCGGUUGCUCCAGAAGAAGUUCAAAAAAUCAAAAAGAAAUCACCUGAAAAAGAAAAAGUAAUAAAGAAAGUGGAAAUGAUUACUCUCAAAGUUUGUACUAGAGGAACCUCACCUACGUUAGGUAGUGCAACUCAACCUAGUUUCCUCAGGAGUAGAAGAAUUGAGUUAGCAAAAACUAUCGAAAAAACUGUAACUAGGCCAAAAACGGUUAGUGAAAAUAUGGUGGAUAAAGGAAUUCAAUCGGAUAGGCUGGAUGAUUCCACAAAGUCAAGUCGAUUUGCUGGAUCAUCAAGAAUCAACUCUACACCUUGGUCUAGUUUCUUGGAUAUGAAAUUUUCAAGUCCUAGCACCAAAAAGACUGAAAAAACUAAAGCAGAUUCGACUGACAGCCCAAAAAGUUUAUCAAGAACGAGUUCAACAAAAAGCAUUUCUUCCGAUAAAGAUUCGAAAAAAUCCUCCAAAUCGAAAUUGACACCUCCGAAACAAUUGAACGAUAAAAAGCAACUGCCACCUCCGAUUCCCAAGUCAGAAACAUCUACCAAAGGUACUUUACAUUCCCUAAAUACUCCUAAUAAAGAUUUCCGAAAGUCAGUAUUGAAUAUGAAUCCUGACGGAUCCAAAAAACGAUUGGGUCGACGAAGUAAUUCGGCUAGUUCGGCAGAUUCGGAUAAUGCUGAUCCAGAUGCGACUGAUGUAUCAGAAAACCUAACUAGUUGUAAGUCGUACCACAAGAGCAGUUCCAGCUCGAAGUUACCACAGAAAUGUUCGACGGACAAACAAAGAGGUAGGAGAUCGCCGAGCUCUGAUGUCAGUGUUAGCAGCACUACUGGACCUAGUUCCAGCGAGGAUGAUAUAAAGAGGGGCAAAACUAAGAGUGCUGGGUCGUCCAGAACAUCGGUAACUGAAGAUUUUUCUACUGAUAAAUCUUCUAAAGAACAAAGUAAAUCUAAGCAGAAGAUGGAUGGAACCAGGAAUGAAGCAGACGCGAAAAACUUCUUAAUGAGAGCUCUAGCGCCUGUAACGAAUUUGUUCAAAGCUAACAGACAAAGCCAAAGUAAUUUAGAAAUUGCAAAUGAUAACCAAACUGAAAAUUCGGAAAAUCCCGACAAAGUAGUGUGGAUUUUAGAUCCUAGUUCGGACAGUGUUAGCGAAAAACCUAGUUAUAGCUUACAGUCUGUAAAUUCAGAGCCAAAAAGUGCAAAGAUCGUAUUACGUAGAGUUGAGUGCGCUGACCAGAGCGGAUGGUGGGGAGAUAAUUCUGAAACACCAUCUGAAAACAGUCAAAUAAAGCAGAUAAGUGAACCCGUUAAUUUAAAAUACAGAGAACCUGAAAAAUUAUUUAACCAAAAACCGGUUACGAUGAAGCAAAAUUCGUCCGGUGAAGCUCCUUGGUGGUUAGAUCCCAAUCAAUCUGCUCCUGAAGGUGUUCAAACGUACCCUGAGAACGUAAACUACAAAGUUAAGCAUGCAGAUUCGGGAGAUUCAAACUGGUGCUUAGAUGAAAACUCUGCUACAUCAGAAAGUAUACCGGCUUACCCUAACUGGAAACCACAAGAACCGGGGCAAAUAUACAGUCAACAAUACGAUCAAAAUCAAUGCAGGUCGAAACCUCCAAUUAGACACAUUCAUUCUGGAGAGUCUGCGUGGUGGUUGGAAGAAAACCAAUCCAAUGCUCCUGAAGGUGUGUUUGUUUACCCAUCUCAAACUCAAGAAAUGCUGGAUAACCAGCCACAAAAUCGCUUGAAUCAAGCGAAAAUCAGACCGGUAGAGAGUGGAGAAGUUGCUUGGUGGAUUAAAAAAGACGGUACACCCCCUGAAGGGAUAAAAACUUGGUCGCCAUCACCAAACCAAGAACAAAACGACAAUCAAAAAACAAAAAUGCGUCCUGUUGAUAGUGGCGAAGCUCCAUGGUGGUUAAAUAAAGAAGCCACGCCUCCGGAAGGUGUCCAAACUUAUCCCAACUGGGUUCCGGAUCCAUCCAGCUCUUCUAAGUUAUCCAGAAACGAUUCGGAGAAUUCUAAUUGGUGGCAGGACAGUAGUAAAUCUGAGGGACAAACAGCGAGUAGUAACGAACAAAAAACUUUCGGAGGAGGCUUAGAUUUUCACGAAAAGCACAAACUAAGACAUAUAGAUUCUGGUGAGAGAGCUUGGUGGUUAAAUGAUGACGAUACGCAGCAAUCGGAAAUAGUUCAAGAAGUGCAACCGAAGACAAAAACAAUGAUUCGGCAUCAAGAGUCAGGUGAAAAACCUUGGUGGCUAGGGGAGGAGAAUCAUGAAGAAUCAUACGAAAGUCAGGAGAUACCUUUGGGGGAUAGAGCCAGUCCAGAAGGGUUAGAAAUGCCGAAAGAUGACGAGGGAAGGAAUAGUCCAUAUGAUAAUGUUCCUGGAUUACAGGAAUCGGCAAAGCAACCGUCGCAAUCGAUGUUUAUUUCAAAGCACAGGAAUAUCGAUGAGUUGCUGGGUGGAAUGGGACAAUUGUGGGGGACUUUUACUAGUAAUUUCUUCGGGUACGAUGAUGAAGGUGAAAAAUAUAAGAAAAUAGACGCUAAGGAAGUCAUCAUACAUGAAGGCAGUGGGAAACAAAACGAAAGAAGUUCUCCAUACAAGAAGUUGGAUGAUGCAGCACUCCAGCUGUACAAAGAUGGCGACUACGGCUCUUAUCUUGACCUUGAAGCUUCCAUCUCGGAACAACAAGAAGAAUUUGAAGGAUUUGAAUUAAACAAGAAAAACUCGAUAGUACUACGAACUCAACUUUCAGUACGGGUCCACACGAUAAUAGAAAAAUUAUUGACAUCCGAAGGAAGAGAACUCAGAAGGGCCCUGUUCUCCCUGAAACAAAUCUUUCAAGAAGACAAAGAUCUCGUCCACGAAUUUGUCCAGAACGAUGGCCUGUCCUGUCUCAUUAAGGUCGGAUCCGAGGCGGAUCAGAACUACCAGAACUACAUACUCAGAGCCUUGGGACAGGUGAUGCUCUACGUAGACGGCAUGAAUGGUGUCAUGGAACAUAACCAAACGAUUCAGUGGCUGUACAGUUUGAUAUCAUCCAAAUUUCGCCUAGUAGUGAAAACCGCAUUGAAGUUACUGCUAGUUUUCGUUGAAUAUACAGAUUCGAACUGUAUGCUUCUUGUGAAAGCCAUUCAUACGGUGGAUUAUACUCAAGGAUUAUUUCCCUACCACAACAUCAUGAAACUUCUUAAGGAUUUUGAUUCUGCCGAUACAGAGUUACUAAUCUAUGCCACCACUUUAAUAAAUAAGAUUUUGAAUGCUGUGCCUGACCAAGAUACGUACUACGAUCAAGUGGAUGCUCUGGAAGAACAGGGUAUCGAGUCUAUUAUCCAAAGAUACAUGUCGAAACCUGGCACUGAUUUGGACUUGUUGCAACAAUUCCAAAUAUACGAGGCUGUGUUACAGUUUGAGGAUGGUGAAGAGAAAGGUGGAUGUACUCCUAUUAGACACUUAGAUGAAAACAUCAGAAAAACUUUACGGUCAAGGAAAUCUAUGACCGAUAAUUCGGAAAGACGAAAAAGCAGAAGACAUUCGACUGGCACUGCUCCUCUAUACGGUGGCCUCAUUCCUAGAAACAAUAACCACAUCUUGCCAGAAGACUUCGACGAAUCGUCUAGCUCCAACUCCGGCUUGAACUCAUCGCAAUGGAACGGAAGCUAUAAAGAUAGUAACAAAGCUAACGACGCAGGCGUCACCCCCGCUUUGAAGCGGCGCCGCGAGAGGGCCGAGCGGCAGCGCAGCUUUAUGCGCGAACAGCAGGAAACGGCCGCUUUGCUUAAGAGUGUGCAGGCGCAUCAACAGCAAAAUAACAACGAGGAGAACAACAUUAACGUGCUUGCAGGAAACUAUACGAACGCGCUGCAGCAGCGCCUGUCCAACGGCAACAAGAUCUCGAACCGGAAGGACAUGACGCCGUACCUGAACGCGAUGAACAAGAUGGACUCGGAGGAGAAGCAGCCGUGGAUCAUGUCGAUGAUCCAGAGUCAGGAGGGGUUGCAGGAGUCGGACAUAGCGAAUGAGAACGAUAGGAAUAUUCUUUUGCAGUUGAAGAAAGAUAAUACCAUUAAAGAUAUUACCCAAAAACUAGCAAACCAAUCCAUAGUCCAAAGCCCCACCGAAGAGAUGAAAGUGAACCGACUAGGCGACAUGAGCGGCCUGAUCUCCAAAGCGAAAGAAGGCCUGGCCAAGUCCAAAUCCAAAGCCGACGUCCUUAAAAACCCAACCAGCGAGAACAUUUUGAAAAUCGAACCGAAAAAAUCCGAAAACGAACUGCGAUGGGAGGAACUAGUGGCCAACCUCAACAGGCCGCUGAACCUCUGCGACAUGGACUUCACCGAUCUAGUGAGCGACGACGAGACCGACGUGUUGGCACCGGCUACGCCACUGAACGGGAUACCGCCGCCUCCCCCUCCGCCUAUGGGCGGUAGAAUGCCCGGGGUACCACCUCCGGUUCCCUCAGCUCCUUUGUUCGCGCCUCCCGUCCCAAACGCACCCUUGUUUGCUCCAAAAAGUAACAGUUCGAAGAAUGGCGAUACUAGAAUACCAGUAAAGAAAAACAAGAAGACGGUGAAGCUGUUCUGGAAAGAAGUACGGGACGACCCCAUCAGUCAUUCCAAACUGAAAACUGGCUACAUUUGGGAUGAACUAAGUGCAGUGACGGUAGAUACUCAAAAACUGGAACACCUGUUCGAAUCACGGGCCAAAGAUUUAAUUUCUAAGAAACAGCAAGAGUUGAACAAGAACAAAGAAAUCAUCGUGUUGGAUCCCAAGAGAUCGAACGCGAUCAAUAUCGGAAUGACGAAGUUGCCUCCUCCCAGAUCAAUUAAAACGGCCAUUUUGAAAAUGGACGCUACCAUUAUGAACAGGGAAGGCAUAGAGAAGUUACUAACGAUGCUACCAACGGAAGAAGAGAGAACAAAGAUACAAGAAGCCCAAGCUGCAAACCCCGACCUGCCUCUAGGAAGCGCCGAACAAUUUCUACUAACAUUGGCAUCGAUCUCAGAACUACCUGCCAGAUUGAAAUUGUGGGCGUUCAAGUUGGACUUCGAAAACUCCGAACGGGAAAUAGCCGAACCUUUGAUGGACCUGAAGCAGGGCUUCGAGGUUCUUAAGAUUAACAAGACCUUCAGGGCGAUACUCAGCACUCUGCUCUCCGUCGGAAAUUUCUUGAACGGCAACGAGGUGAAAGGGUUCCAGAUAGAGUACCUUACCAAAGUACCUGAGGUGAAAGAUACCGUUCACAAACAUUCGUUGCUUCAUCAUCUUUGUCACAUCGUUAUGGAGAAGUUCCCCGAAGCUACGGAUUUGUAUUCUGAGGUUAGUUAAUUUAGAGAUUUUUCUCUGAUU
This is a messenger RNA of Sitophilus oryzae (rice weevil), 6580 nucleotides long. RefSeq lists its product as uncharacterized. Gene Ontology annotation, cellular component: cytoplasm; cytoskeleton. Gene Ontology annotation, molecular function: actin filament binding. Lineage: Eukaryota; Metazoa; Arthropoda; Insecta; Coleoptera; Curculionidae. The coding region runs from base 497 to 6559 and encodes 2020 amino acids. Gene Ontology annotation, biological process: actin filament network formation; cortical actin cytoskeleton organization. The record is from RefSeq and is a predicted model, not a curated record. The transcript has 16 exons.